UGCCUGCCCAAGUGACUGGCUUGCAUGUGGCCAACCAAGGGACAACCAGCAAUCUGUUUACUAAUUGGACCCGGGCUCUGGGAGACAUAGAGUUCUACCAAGUGUUACUGAUCCAUGAGAACGUGGUCAUCAAAAAUGAAAGUGUCUCCAGUGACACCAGCAGAUAUAGCUUCCACUCCCUCAAAUCAGGCAGCCUCUACUCCGUGGUGGUAACCACAGUAAGCGGAGGGAUCUCUUCCCGGCAGGUUGUGGCCGAGGGGAGGACAGUUCCUUCCAGUGUGAGUGGAGUAACGGUGAACAAUUCUGGUCGUAAUGACUACCUUGGCAUUUCCUGGCUGCCAGCACCUGGAGACGUGGAUAACUAUGUGGUGACACUCUCUCAUGACAAGGUGGUUCAGUCCCUUCUUAUUGCAAAGUCUGUAAGUGAAUGUUCCUUCAGCUCCCUCACUCCAGGCCGCCUCUACAAUGUGACCAUAACUACCAGGAGUGGCAAAUAUGAAAAUCAUUCCUUCAGCCAAGAGCGGACGGUGCCUGACAAGGUCCAGGGAGUCAGUAUUAGCAACUCAGCCAGGAGUGACUAUUUAAAGGUAUCCUGGGUGCAUGCUACUGGAGACUUUGAUCACUACGAAAUCACCAUUAAAAACAAAAACAACUUCAUUCAAACUAAAAGCGUUCCCAAAUCUGAAAAUGAGUGUAUAUUUGUUAAGCUAGUCCCUGGACGGUUGUACAGUGUUACUGUUACAACAAAAAGUGGACAAUACGAAGCCAGUGAACAAGGAAAUGGGAGAACAAUCCCAGAGCCGGUUAAGAAUUUAACAUUGCGGAAUAGAAGCACUGAGGACCUGCAGGUGACUUGGACACGAGCUGAUGGAGAUGUAGACCAGUAUGAGAUCCAACUCCUCUUCAAUGACAUGAAAGUAUUUCCUCCUUUUCACCUUGUAAAUACUGCAACUGAGUAUCGAUUCACCUCCCUAACACCAGGGCGCCUGUAUAAAAUUCUUGUUUUGACCAUCAGUGGAGAUGUACAACAGUCAGCCUUCAUUGAGGGCUUAACGGUUCCUAGUGCUGUCAAAAAUAUUCACAUUUCUCCCAAUGGGGCAACAGAUAGCCUGACGGUAAACUGGACACCUGGUGGGGGAGAUGUUGAUUCCUACAUGGUGUCAGCGUUCAGGCAGAAUCAGAAGGUUGAAUCGCAGACAAUCCCCAAGCACGUCUAUGAGCACACAUUCCACAGACUGGAGGCUGGGGAACAGUACCAGAUUGUGAUUGCCUCCAUCAGCGGGUCCCUGAGGAACCAGAUAGACACGCUUGGGCGAACAGUCCCAGCAUCUGUUCAGGGAAUAAUCGCAGAUAAUGCAUACAGCAGUCAUUCCUUACUAGUAAAUUGGCAAAAAGCUGUUGGCGUGGCAGAACGAUAUGAUAUCCUGCUUCUAAAUGAAAACGGGAUCCUUCUGAGCAACACAUCAGAACCAGCCACUGCUAAUCAACAUAAAUUUGAAGAUCUAACACCAGGAAAAAAAUACAGGAUACAAAUUCUAACUGUCAGUGGAAGCCUCUUUAGCAAGGAAGCCCAAACUGAAGGCCGAACAGUCCCUGCGGCUGUCACCAAUCUAAAGAUCACAGAGAAUUCCACUAGACACCUGUCUUUCACUUGGACCACCUCAGAAGGAGAGCUCAACUGGUACAACAUCUUUCUAUACAACCCAGAUCGAACUCUUCAGGAGAGAGCUCAAGUUGGCCCACAAGUCCAGAGCUUCACUUUCCAGAACUUGCUACAAGGCCGAAUGUACAAAAUGGUGAUUGUAACUCAUAGUGGAGAGUUGUCAAAUGAGUCUUUCAUAUUUGGGCGAACAGUCCCAGCCUCUGUGAGUAACCUCAAGGGGUCCAAUUGGAACAUGACAGACAGCCUGUGGUUCAACUGGAGUCCAGCCUCUGGGGACUUUGACUUUUAUGAGCUGAUCCUCUACAACCCCAAUGGCACUAAGAAGGAAAGCUGGAAAGAUAAGCACCUGACCGAGUGGCGUUUUCAUCGCCUAAUUCCCGGAAGGAAGUACACACUGUGUGUGGUGACUCACAGUGGAGAUCUCACCAAUAAGGUCACAGGGGAGAGCAGAACAGCGCCAAGUCCUCCCAGUCUUAUGUCAUUUGCUGAUGUUGCAAACACUUCCCUGGCGAUCACCUGGAAGGGGCCUCCAGACUGGACAGACUAUGAUGACUUUGAGGUGCAGUGGUUCCCCAGAGAUGCACUCAUUAUCUUCAACCCCUACAGCAGUAGAAAAUCAGAAGGACGCAUCGUAUAUGGUCUUCGUCCAGGAAGAUCCUAUCAAUUCAGUGUCAGGACUGUCAGUGGUGAUUCCUGGAAAACCUACAGCAAACCAAUUUUUGGAUCCGUGAGGACAAAGCCAGACAAGAUUCAAAACCUGCAUUGCCGGCCUCAGAACUCAACUGCCAUUGCCUGUUCCUGGAUCCCUCCAGAUUCUGACUUCGAUGGGUACAACAUUGAGUGCCGGAAAAUGGACACUCAAGAAGUUGAGUUUUCCAGAAAGCUGGAGAAAGAAAAAUCUCUGCUCAACAUCAUGAUGCUAGUGCCCCAUAAGAGGUACCUGGUGUCCAUUAAGGUGCAGUCUGCCGGCAUGACCAGUGAAGUGGUUGAAGACAGCACCAUCACAAUGAUAGACCGCCCUCCUCCUCCACCUCCACAUAUUCGUGUGAAUAAAAAGGAUGUGCUGAUUAGCCAAUCUUCCAUCAACUUCACUUUCAACUGCAGCUGGUUCAGCGACACCAACGGAGCUGUGAAAUACUUCACGGUGGUGGUGAGAGAAGCUGAUGGCAGUGACGAGCUGAAGCCAGAACAACAGCACCCUCUGCCUUCCUACCUGGAGUACAGACACAAUGCCUCCAUUCAAGUGUAUCAGACCAAUUAUUUUGCAAGCAAAUGUGCUGAAAGUCCUGACAGCAACUACAAGAGUUUUAACAUUAAGCUUGGAGCAGAGAUGGAGAGCCUGGGUGGAAAAUGUGAUCCCGAUCAGCAAAAAUUUUGUGAUGGACCGCUGAAGCCGCGCACUGCCUACAGAAUCAGCAUUCGGGCUUUCACACAGCUGUUUGAUGAGGAUCUUAAGGAAUUCACAAAGCCACUCUAUUCAGACACAUUUUUCUCUUUGCCUAUCACCACUGAGUCAGAGCCCUUGUUUGGAGUCAUUGAAGGUGUGAGUGCUGGUCUGUUCUUAAUUGGCAUGCUGGUAGCUGUUGUUGCCUUAUUCAUCUGCAGACAGAAAGUUAGCCAUGGUCGAGAAAGGCCCUCCGCUCGCUUGAGUAUUCGUCGGGAUCGACCAUUAUCUGUCCACUUGAACCUGGGCCAGAAAGGUAACCAGAAAACAUCUUGCCCAAUAAAAAUAAAUCAGUUUGAAGGGCAUUUUAUGAAGCUACAAGCUGACUCCAACUACCUUCUAUCCAAGGAAUAUGAGGACUUAAAGGACGUGGGUCGAAACCAAUCAUGUGACAUUGCACUCUUGCCAGAGAAUAGAGGGAAAAAUCGAUACAACAAUAUAUUGCCCUAUGAUGCCUCGCGGGUGAAGCUUUCCAACGUUGAUGAUGACCCUUGCUCUGACUACAUCAAUGCCAGCUAUAUUCCUGGCAACAACUUCAGAAGAGAAUACAUCGCUACUCAGGGACCACUUCCUGGCACCAAGGAUGACUUCUGGAAAAUGACGUGGGAACAGAAUGUUCACAACAUUGUCAUGGUGACACAGUGUGUCGAGAAGGGCCGAGUCAAGUGUGACCAUUACUGGCCAGCAGACCAGGAUUCCCUCUAUUAUGGAGACCUCAUCCUGCAGAUGCUCUCAGAGUCUGUGCUGCCAGAGUGGACCAUCAGGGAGUUUAAGAUAUGCAGUGAGGAACAGCUCGAUUCACACAGACUCAUCCGACACUUUCACUAUACGGUGUGGCCAGACCAUGGAGUCCCCGAGACCACCCAGUCUCUUAUCCAGUUUGUGAGAACUGUCAGAGAUUACAUCAACAGAACCCCUGGUGCUGGGCCCACUGUGGUGCACUGCAGUGCUGGUGUGGGUAGGACUGGAACAUUUAUUGCAUUGGACCGAAUCCUCCAGCAACUAGACUCCAAAGAUUCUGUGGACAUUUAUGGAGCAGUAAAUGACCUAAGACUUCACAGGGUUCACAUGGUCCAGACUGAGUGUCAAUAUGUAUACCUACAUCAGUGUGUAAGAGAUGUCCUCAGAGCAAGGAAGCUACGGAGUGAACAAGAAAACCCCUUGUUUCCAAUCUACGAAAAUGUGAAUCCCGAGUAUCACAGAGAUGGAGUCUAUUCAAGACAUUAAGAAUGUACCCCAAGAUCUUCUGGAUACAAGCUAUUCACUGUGUGAUUUUCUAAAAAACUUGCUUCAUGCUCUAGAAAGAUGCCA
This is a messenger RNA of Orycteropus afer afer, 4418 nucleotides long. Lineage: Eukaryota; Metazoa; Chordata; Mammalia; Tubulidentata; Orycteropodidae. The record is from RefSeq and is a predicted model, not a curated record.